AGUGCAGAAGAGAUGUCGUUGGCCACACGGAAAGGUGUAUAUCCCUACGAAUACACAGAUUCGUGGGAUAAAUUGUGUGAAACUUCCCUACCACCUAAAAUCAAUUUUUAUAGUGCAUUGUCCGAAAGUCACAUAAGCGAAGCGGACUACGAGCACGCGACGCGGGUGUGGAAUCAUUUCGGUUGUUCGACUCUCGGCGCUUAUAGUGAUCUAUAUUUGAAAAUAGACGUACUCAUAAGCGCCGAUGUAUUCGAAAAUUUCAGGGACAUUUGCAUGUCAACGUAUCACCUUGACCCUGCACAUUAUUUCACGGCUCCGGGAUUUAGCUUUGACUGUAUGUUGAAAUACACGUCGGUAAAACUGGAACUGCUCACGGACUUUGAUCAAAUAUUGUUUCUGGAAUCCGGUAUGAGAGGAGGUCUAGUUCAGGCGAGUAAACGGUACGCUAAGGCUAACAAUCCUAAAACGCCCGAAUACAAACCCGAUGAGCCUAUCACACAGCUCAUAUACUUAGAUGCAAAUAAUUUAUACGGAUAUGCGAUGUGUAAGUACAUGCCUAUCGGCGACUUCGCAUGGUACUCGGGCAACCCCGAAGUCGCGCUAGCUCAGCUUGAGUGGAUGAGAGAGACGGACGAUGUUGGGAGAGUUUACGAGGUAGAUAUUUCAUACCCACAAAGUCUACACGAUGCACACAAUGAUAUGCCGUUUUUACCACACGCCAGCAUACCAAACGGGUCCUCCGUCCGAAAGUUGAUGGUCACAUUUCUACGAAAAGAAAACUACGUGGUGCACUAUUUAAAUUUGAAACAGGCCAUGGCACACGGCGUAAUCGUCGAAAAGGUGCAUCGAGUGCUGGAAUUUCGCCAAUCGCCAUGGUUAGCCCCGUACAUCAAUUUAAAUACGGAGAUGCGUCAACGGGCGAGUAAUAAGUUUGAAGAACAGUUUUUCAAAGAUCUUAAUAACUCUGUGUUUGGGAAAACCAUGGAGAAUAUGCGGAAACGAUAUAAAUUGGAGCUUGUAUCGCGUGCCGAUAGGUUGCGUAAGCUUAUUAACAACCCGACGUUCAAGCACUGCACCGUGUAUAAUGAAGAUCUCGCGGCAGUGACGUUACACGGUAAAGAGAUCGAUUUCUGUAAACCUAUCUACAUAGGAUUUUCGGUACUCGAGGUUAGCAAAGUUCUGAUGUACGGAUUCCACUACGAUGUCAUGAAACGACACUACGGCGAUAAGAUCGAGCUGCUAUACACCGAUACUGAUUCGCUAUUGUACCAAGUAACAACCAACGAUUUUUACGACGACUUGGUGGGUGCCCCGAGCUUAAUGCGAUACAUGGACACAUCGAAUUUACCACCUGAUCACAGGUGUUUCACAACGUUGCGUAAAAGGAUCCCGGGGCUUUUCAAAGACGAGGCUAAUGGACGAACCAUUUUUGAAUUUGUCGCGCUCCGCGCCAAAUCUUACGCUUUCGAUGUGGAACACAAAGUCUCCAUUCGUGCGAAGGGCGUUAUGAGACAUGUGAUAAAAAACCAUCUAACACUGAACGAUCAUAAACGAUGUUUGUUCGGCAAUGAUACCGAUGACGACGACGACGACAUCGAACUAGGUGUGCACGCGAGUAAGCUACUAGCCAGAGAUUCCGCGUGUCAAGUUGUCGAACGCAUACACCGCGACGCAUCAUCUCUCACACCGUCACCACCGCCAUCUGAACAGCGACCUUAUGAAGCGUAUACGCCGUAUAGGGAGAACGUGUCUAUCCGGUCUUUUAAACAUCAAGUGUAUACGGUGAAAACAAUGAAGUUAUCAUUAAAUAGAAGGGAUGAUAAACGUUACGUUCUCCCUGACCGUGUGCACACACUCGCGCACGGACAUUAUAAAAUUGUGUAAAUUAUUUUUAAAAUGUAAAUAAAUGUCAUUAUUAUAAU
Aphis gossypii (cotton aphid) is the source of this 1922-nucleotide messenger RNA. RefSeq lists its product as uncharacterized. Gene Ontology annotation, biological process: DNA replication. Gene Ontology annotation, molecular function: nucleotide binding; DNA binding; DNA-directed DNA polymerase activity. NCBI's taxonomy places the organism in Eukaryota, Metazoa, Arthropoda, Insecta, Hemiptera, Aphididae. The transcript is spliced from 5 exons. Bases 13 to 1884 code for a protein of 623 amino acids. The record is from RefSeq and is a predicted model, not a curated record.